CUACCAGCUGCUCAACAAACGCCGCAAAACGAAACGUUCCGCGAACAAACGGCGUCGGAGUGUCCGUGGACAAACCCGAACGCCGUGUCCGCUUCCGAUAGCACCGAUGUCCACUAGUGAGCCGGACUCGGCUGGAUCCUCCUCUCAUGGACUAAGAAGGCGCACAACGCACGGUUUACUGAAGCACACGGAAGCGGCAGCAACUUCUACGGCCUCCGCCUCGGAAGCAGAAGCAGCAGUGGCCGCGUUGGCUUCGAUGAUGGAACCACCAGCCAGUAUCAUCAUGAAAGCUGCUGCAGCAGCGGCGGCGGCAGCUGCUAAGGCUGCCGCCGGAUCCGUUACCACGAAAGAGGAGCCUGACUGUGGUGAGAUGAACGAUCGUGUUGCCUCCUCUGUGGACUCUAGCAUGGACAGCAGUGCGCUCGCCAGCUGCCUUUCGAGCACCAUAUCGUCCAUGCGUGGUUCUAGCAACAUGGGCACAGGAAAUGGCGGCGGGGGCGGCAACAUCAGUGGAGGAGACGAUAACCUUUCGGACAAUUCGGAAUCUACCUCUGGAGCAACGACUACCACGACAACGUCGAGUGUGGCAGCAGCCCAAUUGCUGGAAAACCUCAAACACAAUCUCAACCAUCAUAGCCACAACAACAACAAUACCAGUGUGAUCAAUAACAACAAUCCACUGCAUGCUAACAACAACAACAACAACAACAACGGCAACCGUAAGCUCUUUGAGUGUGACGUCUGCAAUAUGAAGUUCUCCAACGGGGCGAACAUGCGUCGCCACAAGAUGCGCCACACAGGCGUGAAGCCGUACGAAUGCCGAGUCUGUCAGAAGCGAUUUUUCCGCAAAGAUCACCUGGCAGAGCACUUUACAACGCACACGAAAACUCUACCCUACCACUGCCCAAUCUGCAAUCGAGGUUUCCAGCGACAGAUUGCAAUGCGUGCCCAUUUCCAAAAUGAACACGUCGGUCAGCAUGACCUCGUGAAGACAUGUCCUCUCUGCAGCUAUCGCGCUGGUACGAUGAAAUCGUUACGGGUGCACUUCUUCAACCGGCACGGCAUCGAUUUGGAUAAUCCGGGACCUGGGACACCAUCGUCGUUGCUGCUUGCACUUGAUCAGCACAAUCCGGCCAACUUGCUACCGGCGGCCUUGGCAGCCAUGAACGCAGUCAAUGCCUCAUUUGGGGACGGAGGCGCGGCGGCCGCAGCUGCUGCAGCAGCAGCCGAUACGAUGCAACGGUCGAUAGAUAACGGCACACCGCCGAUGCACUUUCUUACACCCCACGUUGAGAUCUCGAUGGAUAAUGCGGACGAUGAUAACAGCUUACCAUUGAACUGUAGCCGAGAUGGUUCGGUCGGUGCUGGAGGUUCGGCGAACAGCCAACAGGAUUUACAGCAAGGCAACCGAUCGCACAAUGGAACGCCAAUGCUGCAUUCCAACGGGCCCAGUCCGGGCAGUAACAACGAUCGCAGUACACCGACAACGUCAACCUCAUCCGCCACGAUCUCGUCUGCACUGGACAUUAAAGCCAUUGUGCGACCAUCUAACGGCGGGACACCAACUGUGGCGUCAUCUGGAUCACCGGCUGGUUCACCCCAUUCGGCAGAUUCAAAUGCUCCUUCCAGUUCCCAAUCUUCGUCGUCGUCGACGACUACCACGAUGCUUCCGACACUAGUACAAAGCUCAAGGCAUAUUAUUUUUGAUAACCCUAUUACACCAUCGAUUAGCUUAAUACCUAUUAAACAGGAACCAACAUCGAACGAUGAGUACAACGAUAUUAAACCCCGAAGUAGUAGUAACACAGAGCCACCAACCUCAAACAUCAGUAAUUCAACGGAAUGUGCUACCCCGUCGUCCAGUUUGACUUCACUCAUCAAGGUAUCGCCAUUGAAGUCAUUGUUGCGAGAAGACCUGAAACGAAGAAUCUCGGCCCGCGCAACGACACGCGGUACCCGCAACGGAAUGCUGGCCAACAGUUCCCCUAUUCCGGCCAGCAGUCCCAUUCCGAACAGUUCAAGCGUUCUUACGCCCGGUGCCGCACAGGAGGGUGGCAAUGGCAGCAACAGUUCCAGCAGCUCGAGCAGCAGCUCCAGCAGUAGCUCCAGCAGCAGCAGUAGUACGGCUGCCAUCGCUGUCGCAACUACCUCAAAUGGUACCAUCACGUCCACCGGGCAGGAGACAGACCUGCUACUAUCUCUCACAUGCAAGGCGAAACGCAACUUGCAGUGUCUUUUCUGCGGCAUUGAGUUCCCGGAUCAGACACUGUACUUCCUGCAUAAGGGAUGCCACAGUGAAAGCAACCCCUGGAAGUGCAAUAUCUGUGGCGAGCAGAUGAACAACGUGUACGAGUUCAACUCUCAUUUGCUCAGUAAAAGUCAUCAAUGAUGUUAAGCGAGGGAAAGGGAAACAGUUUACUGGUGAUGUUUCUCUUUUUCUGAUCGCUUACUACACGUCCGACACUCGUAAAUCCCACAAGC
This is a messenger RNA of Anopheles maculipalpis, 2481 nucleotides long. RefSeq names its product serine-rich adhesin for platelets. Gene Ontology annotation, molecular function: RNA polymerase II cis-regulatory region sequence-specific DNA binding; DNA-binding transcription factor activity. The coding region runs from base 107 to 2389 and encodes 760 amino acids. The transcript is spliced from 3 exons. Gene Ontology annotation, biological process: regulation of transcription by RNA polymerase II. The record is from RefSeq and is a predicted model, not a curated record. Lineage: Eukaryota; Metazoa; Arthropoda; Insecta; Diptera; Culicidae.